AUGGAGCCAUCACUGACCAACCUUUCCUCGUGGAUCUUCUUAAGCAAUGCUUCAUUGUCAGAAGGUGGAGAAUCGGCUGCAGCCCUGGGAGCCGUGCUGAGCCUAAUGUGUGCCACAGGGGUGGCUGGGAACCUCUACACGCUAGCCAUUGUGAGGGCCUCCCCAUCAGCUUCCUCACUGCGUGUCCAUCUGGUCAACCUGGCCCUGGCUGAUCUGCUGUAUCUCUCCACAGCCCCUUUCAUUGUCCACAAUGGGCUGGUCAAGGACUGGCCAUUUGGAGAGGUGGGCUGCCGGAUCCUCCUCAGCCUGGACCUCCUCACUAUGCACGCCAGCAUCUUCCUGCUCACCUUGAUGAGCUGUGAACGAUAUAGCGCUGUGGCACACCCAUUUCAGGCUGCAAGCCACACACGGAGAUGCCGGCGGCCCCUGGCUAUAGCCAUCUGGCUCCUGUCUUUUGCCCUGGCUCUCCCCAUGAUGGUGAUGAUCCACCAAGAGGAGCGCACAGUGGGGGAUGAAGCCAUCAUUCGGCGUCUCUGCUCCCCAACCUGGAGUGAGGAGCAGUACAGACUCUACCUGAGCAUCCUUUUCAGUACUAGCAUUGUGGCUCCUGGGGUGGUCAUCGGGUCCCUCUAUUGGCGUCUCGCGAGGACUUACUGGCUGUCUCAGACCCGUGGUGGCUUAGGCCGUACUCCUAAGAACCGUGUUUUCUUCCUCAUCCUCAUCAUUGUCCUGGCUUUUUGGGCUUGCUAUUUGCCCUUUUGGAUUUGGCAACUCCUGCCUCUUUACUGCCCAUCGGCUGCGCGUUUGCCAGUCCAGACGGAGAUCUCCAUCAACCACCUGGUGACCUGCUUGACGUAUGGCAACAGCUGCAUCAACCCUUUCCUCUACACCCUGCUAACACGCAACUACCAGGAGUACUUACGUGCUCGCCAACGGGGGAUGUCACACACCUCUCUGCGGUGUCUCCAAAGCAGAGCCAGGUCUCCAGGAGAAGGUGCUGAAGUUGUCUGA
Molecule: messenger RNA, 1011 nt
Organism: Sceloporus undulatus (fence lizard)
Lineage: Eukaryota; Metazoa; Chordata; Lepidosauria; Squamata; Phrynosomatidae
Product: urotensin-2 receptor-like
Exons: 1
Coding region: 1-1011 (336 amino acids)
Biological process (GO): regulation of blood pressure; blood vessel diameter maintenance; neuropeptide signaling pathway
Cellular component (GO): membrane
Molecular function (GO): urotensin II receptor activity
Source: RefSeq, a predicted model, not a curated record